AUGGGACGGAGUCCGCCCGAUUAUGGAAAAAUAGAAAAGAAGUUUAUUCCGAAUUUUGUCUCGAUUGCCUGCCCUCUACAUCAACUUUUAAAGAAAAACCACCAAUUUGAGUGGAAACAAGAGCAAGAGGAUGUGUUUAAUCGAUUAAAGAACCAAUUAACAGAUGCACCUGUGCUCCGAUACUCCGACUUUGACAAAUCCUUCAUCAUAUAUGCUAAUGCUUCUAGAACUAGUUUGGGCGCCGUGUUGGCCCAGAAAGAUGAUCUUGGAAAAGAAUAUAUGUGUCUCGCCAUUGUGUGGGCUAUUGAAUAUUUUUGCCAUUAUUUUGGCUUGGACCUCUUUUUCGUUAUCACUGAUCAUGCAGCGCUAAAGUGGCUGCAAACUUCGGCAUUAACUGGCCGUAGAGCUCGCUAG
This is a messenger RNA of Dentiscutata erythropus, 414 nucleotides long. Lineage: Eukaryota; Fungi; Glomeromycota; Glomeromycetes; Diversisporales; Gigasporaceae. The record is from the annotation of a GenBank genome assembly.